Messenger RNA from Drosophila obscura, 1743 nucleotides. It is a transcript of the gene Mur11Da, whose product is annotated as cell wall protein DAN4. The transcript is spliced from 4 exons. NCBI's taxonomy places the organism in Eukaryota, Metazoa, Arthropoda, Insecta, Diptera, Drosophilidae. Bases 9 to 1694 code for a protein of 561 amino acids. The record is from RefSeq and is a predicted model, not a curated record.
CAUUCAGAAUGAUGUUUGCCAUUGCCUGCUUUGCCUUGGUGCUGCCAGCACUGACCCUCUCACAGGGCUACUCGGAGGGGUAUUUUCCGAGCAGACAAUACCAUCACGAGCCAACAGUCGACCAGCAGUACGACUACGGAUCCUGCGGGGGCCGUGUUUGCGCCUCCAAUGGGUAUCGCUACGCCAACUUCGCCAAUAUCUGCCGCCUGAACGACUACAAUUUGAGGCUUGUGUUUGCUGGCCAUGCAGAAUUUGUCGAAGUGGAUCCGAUAUACUGCCAUCAGCCCCCAAGAGAUGUGGGAUACUACUACAGACCGCAACCAGCACCCGAAUCGCACCGACCAGGCUAUUCGCCGCACGUGCCCUGCAUUCCCAUGACCCGGCCCCACAUCGGACCCCAACACAUCGCUCAGUCAGCAAGUGCUUUUGCUUUCAGUGGAUAUUCUUCGCCUGCUAUUCCGUUCUGGUUUUACAAGCCUGCGAUGUCUCCCACAAGGCCCCCAGCUGACAGCAAAAUUUAUUGGUAUCAGGCGCCCCAUACGAGCAAGCGACCUGUAACCUACUAUUACCCAACAACAUCCACCGAAUCUUCAACGACGAGUACCACCAACGACCCUUCAACAACAACCACCGAAUCUUCAACGACGAGUACCACCAAUGACCCUUCAACAACAACAAGCAGCGAAUCUUCUACGACGAGUACCACCAAUGACCCUUCAACAACAACCACCGAAUCUUCAACGACGAGUACCACCAACGACCCUUCAACAACCAGCGAAUCUUCUACGACGACGAAUCUUCCAUCAACGAGUACCACCAAUGACCCUUCAACAACAACAGCAACCACCGAAUUUUCAACGACGAGUACCACCAAUGACCCUUCAACAACAACAAGCAGCGAAUCUUCUACGACGAGUACCACCAAUGACCCUUCAACAACAACCACCGAAUCUUCAACGACGAGUACCACCAACGACCCUUCAACAACCAGCGAAUCUUCUACGACGAGUACCACCAAUGACCCUUCAACAACAACAAACAGCGAAUCUUCCACGACGAGUACCACCAAUGACCCUUCAACAACAACAGCAACCACCGAAUUUUCAACGACGAGUACCACCAAUGACCCUUCAACAACAACAACCAGCGAAUCUUCUAUGACAAGUACCACCAAUGACCCUUCAACAACAACAAACAGCGAAUCUUCUACGACGAGUACCACCAAUGACCCUUCAACAACCAGCGAAUCUUCUACGACGAGUACCACCAAUGACCCUUCAACAACAGCAACCAGCGAAUCUUCUACGACGAGUACCACCAAUGACCCUUCAACAACAACAACCACCGAAUCUUCAACGAUGAGUACCACCAAUGACCCUUCAACAACAGCAACCAGCGAAUCUUCUACGACGACUAACACAAAUGUUCGCUCUGCGGUUUUACGCACAGAACUCAACUCUGCUGUGGAUCCGGUUACCAUACAGAUCACAGGUCCGAACGGGAAAUCCGUGCGCCUCGUCCUCUCCGACCUGGAAGCUGGAGGAAGCACAUGCACUGAUGCGUACACCCUGGACGUGACCAGGGGAUCGACGGUGUUAUUUCAGUUUACUGGUUGCGCGGAUGCAAACACAGCCCCGUGGAUCAAGCCGUCAUACCUUUUCUACCAUACAUCCACCAGCGUUGUCCAAACCUGAUGACGCUCAUUCACAAAUACUCCGAAAAAUCUAUUACUGAACAAUAAAU